Messenger RNA from Eupeodes corollae, 1845 nucleotides. RefSeq lists its product as uncharacterized. The transcript is spliced from 2 exons. The coding region runs from base 1 to 1845 and encodes 614 amino acids. NCBI's taxonomy places the organism in Eukaryota, Metazoa, Arthropoda, Insecta, Diptera, Syrphidae. The record is from RefSeq and is a predicted model, not a curated record.
AUGUCGAGAUUAAUCGGCUAUGUUGAACCAUUUGUGAGUGGUGGAAAUUUUUUGGCGUAUGAAGAUCGGGUGCGUCAAUUUAUUAAAGUCAACGAUAUAAAAGAAGAAGAAACACUUACUCCACUUUUUAUCACCAUCGCAGGAGCUGAAAUUCACGAGCUCCUAAUAUCACUAACUGUUCCAGAUUUGCCCAGUGCAAAAACAUUCGAAGAACUUAUUUCGCUGCUACGUGCUCAUUUUGCUCCCAAGCAUAAUAAACGAGCAGAACGAUAUAAAUUUAACAAGCUUAAGCAAGAAGACGGUGAGCCUAUUAACGAGUUCAUUGUGCGUCUUAAAGCUCAGGCGCAGUUCUGUAAUUUUGGCGACAUCAUUCCAGAAAAGGCUAAAGAAGAUGUGCACAAGUACAAAAUUAAAAUGUUGGACGAUGUACUGAGUGAUCGUUUUAUAGUGGGAUUAACAUUGCCUGCAAAUUAUUUGCCUAAACAAACAGUUGCCCGUCAUCCAUCAAGUACACAGCAUCCAACGUCUGGUGGAAGUUACGAAAAAAAUCGAAGGAGGAAACUGCCUUCGUCGUCGCAAAAGUCUUGUCAUCGGUGUGGAAAUAACCAUCAGCAAGAAAACUGUCCAGCAAAGAGAGACAAUUGGGAGUGCUUUACAUGCCACAAAGUUGGUCACACAUCCAGAGUCUGCAGAUAUAGAAAAGCACAAAGUCUUCAAAAAGUCGGAAUUAAUAUCGUCAGUGCGGAGGAAGAAAAGUCACCCAGAGCCAGCAAUCAGUCACCCAAGGCCAGCAAUCAGUCACCCAGAGCUAGCAGUCAUCACCCAGAGCCAGCAGAAUGCUCUUUGCUUAUCAACAACGUUAGAACCAGUUUUGAGAUCGAUUCCGGAGCAGCGGUAACUAUUAUGUCAGAGCCAGCAGAAUGCUCUUUGCUUAUCAACAACGUUAGAACCAGUUUUGAGAUCGAUUCCGAAGCAGCGGUAACUAUUAUGUCAGAAAAACAAUAUUAUGAUUAUUUUUCUAAUGUUCAGUUAAAAAAGUCAUGUAAUAAUUUGUGUACUGUUUUAGGUAAUAAAAUUGAAGAAUUAGGUAUUAUGAGCGUUAUGGUGGAGUUUGGAAGUGGAUGUUGGAAUUGUGAAAUAAUAGUUGUCAAAGGAGGUUGGCCAAGGAAACCCUUAUUGGGAAGAGAUUUUCAGGAUGUUUUAUUCCCUAACUGGCGCAAAAUCUUUACAGAAAGUGUAACAGGUAUGAAUAAUAUAAGAAGUGAAGUUGUGUGCCCAAUUUUAAAUUCAAUUCAGGAAAAUUAUCCAAGCAUUGUUGACAGCCAGAAUAAAGACCCUAUUAAAGGUUUUACCGCAAAUAUUGUGUUAGAUGGUGUUCAAAAACCAAUUUUCCAUUGUGCAUAUAGUGUUCCAUUCAAGUUAAGGGAUAGGGUAAAGGCUGAGCUUAAUCGGCUUGUAGAUGAAAAGAUCUUAGAACCAAUUAAAUUUAGCCGAUGGGCUACCCCUAUCGUAAUAGUGCCUAAAGCUAAUGGUGAAUUAAGGAUUUGCAUGGACUGCAAAGUGACCAUCAACAAAUGCAUUUUAAUGCAACACUACCCAUUACCGAAAAUGGAUGAAAUAUUCGCGGAGUUAGCCGAUUGUGAAGUUUUUUGUGUCAUUGAUUUAAGGGGAGCUUAUCAACAACUAUCGGUGGAUGAAAAUUGUAAAGAACUUUUAGUGAUAAAUACUCUCAUAGGACUUCUGGGUUAUACACGUCUUCCAUACGGUGUGCUUGCGCACCUUCAAUUUUUCAAUCCAUCAUGGACAGAGUGUUGCUUGGAAUUAAGGGUGUAUUUUGUUACUUAG